Messenger RNA from Sinocyclocheilus grahami, 1101 nucleotides. Its product is annotated as laminin subunit alpha-1-like. Lineage: Eukaryota; Metazoa; Chordata; Actinopteri; Cypriniformes; Cyprinidae. Bases 1 to 1101 code for a protein of 366 amino acids. Gene Ontology annotation, biological process: axon guidance; blood vessel morphogenesis; tissue development. Gene Ontology annotation, cellular component: basement membrane. The transcript is spliced from 9 exons. Gene Ontology annotation, molecular function: extracellular matrix structural constituent. The record is from RefSeq and is a predicted model, not a curated record.
AUGACUUCAGUCAUCAUCAGAGUCUCUUUAUCUGCGGAGCGUUUGAAGAUUCUCCGCUGGAGUCCAUUCAGUCCUCAGACUCCCGCGAGUCUGAAACACUUCCCUCUCAUUGAGCUCUUUGCUGUCAGUAAUGAUGCUUAUCUCCUCACACCAAAGGCCAGCUUCGGUCUGUUUCCCGCUAUCCUGAACCUGGCCAGCAAUGCUGAAAUCACCACGAACGCCACCUGUGGCGACCCGCUUCCCGAGAUGUUCUGUAAACUGGUGGAGCACGUUCCUGGAAGACGAAUCCGUAACCCUCAGUGUCGGCUCUGUGAUGCAAACAGCCAGAAUCCCAAAGAGCAACAUCCCAUUACUAGCGCCAUCGACGGCACCAACCAGUGGUGGCAGAGCCCGAGCAUCAAGAACGGCCGUCAGUUCCACUGGGUCACCGUCACUCUGGACUUACGACAGGUCUUCCAGGUGGCGUACAUCAUCAUCAAAGCGGCGAACUCUCCGCGGCCCGGGAACUGGGUUCUGGAGCGCUCUCUGGACGGAGUGGACUUCCAGCCGUGGCAGUACUACGCCAUCAGCGACACCGAGUGUCUGACCCGAUACAACAUCACACCCCGCCUCGGGCCGCCCACCUACAAGAGAGACGACGAGGUCAUCUGCACAUCCUACUACUCGCGCCUGGUGCCGCUGGAGCACGGCGAGAUCCACACGUCUCUCAUAAACGGCCGACCCAGCGCAGAUGAUCUGACCCCAGAGCUGCUGGAGUUCACCUCUGCUCGCUUCAUCCGGCUGCGUCUGCAGAGGAUCCGAACGCUCAACGCCGACCUCAUGACCCUCAGCUACCGCGACCCCAAAGACGUGGACCCCAUCGUCACCCGGCGGUAUUAUUACUCCAUCAAGGACGUCUCGGUGGGCGGGAUGUGUAUCUGUUAUGGCCACGCCCAGAGCUGCCCCUUGGACCCUGUUACCAAGAAGCUGCAGUGUGUGUGUGAGCACAACACUUGUGGCCAGAGCUGUAAUGAGUGUUGCCCUGGAUACCAUCAGGAGCCGUGGCAACCUGGAACGCUUUCCGAUGGAAACACAUGCGAGAUAUCUUUUUAUUUAACAUGA